AUGAUUGUUCCUCUUCUGAUUCUUCUCGUCGUGCUCUUCCUAGUCCAUCAGUACCUUUGGAGAAGACGCGGAUAUCCACCUGGCCCGACGCCGAUCCCCAUUUUCGGAAAUCUUUUUCAAUUGUCCGGAUCCAAAGCUCCCGGCAUCUCUAUUUUCGAGAAAUGGAGGGAUCAGUACGGACCAAUGUUCACUUUUUACAUGGGUACCAACAUAAAGUGCAGAAUUGCUAAGCAUACAUUUAAACAGGCCCUGUUCCAUUCGUCGUGCUGACAGACUAUCAGGACCUCAAAGAAACGUUUAUCAAAGACGGGGAGACGUACGCGGACAAGUACCUGUCUCCGGAGUUCAACAAGUACUUUCGAGGCGGCGAGUACGGUAUCAUGGACAUCAGCGGAGAUCGUUGGAGGGAGCAUCGCAAGUUCGCAGUGCUCCAGCUGAGGGAACUGGGCGUCGGGAAAACACGGAUGGAAUCGAAGAUUCUGAUCGAGGCGGAAGAGCUGAUAAGGAAAUUGAGGAAGCAGGAACAGGACGAUGACGAGUUCGUACUUCAGGUAAAUGGAAAUGAGUAACGAGGCCAUUUCCCUUUUUUCAGUCAGAUGUAGACAUUGCGGUGGGGAGUGUGAUAAAUCAGUUCCUCUUUGGCUAUCGCUUCGAUGAUUCACGUCUUCAUGAAUUUGUGAAAAUCAAAACAUUGGUGAACAACUUUAUGGAGGAAGUGGGAAAACCAUUGGGAGUGCUCGCAUUUACCUGCCACGGAAUUCCGGAGCUCAUGAUCCGGUGGAUGGUGAACGGGUAAGUACUACUAGCAGCGUUGCUUUUCAUGAAAAUCCAUUUCCUUUUCAGAAUUGAGGAGCAGAAACGGGAGCUAUUCGGAUUUCUGCGGUGUCAAAUUCAAGAGGCCAAGAUGAAAAUCGACUACGACGGCGAUCAUAGCGACGAUUUUGUGGAGGCGUACCUGAGAAAACAGCAUCAAAGAGAGGAGAAACAGGACUAUGACAGUUAUUGGUUUGUCGCCUCACAUCUUCUUCGGAUUUCAACCAUUUUUCAGUGAUCCUCAAUUGGAAAACGUUUGCUUCGAUAUCUGGGCGGCCGGAUUUGAUACUCUCACGAACACGAUCGGCUUCCUCAUCGCCUACGCAAUUAAUCAUCCGGAAAUGCAGGUAGCCUUUCGGUCCUCGAUUUGUCCAAAACUUCCGUAUUUUCAGAGGCAAAUCCAUCAGGAAAUCGACGAGUACCUGGGCCAUCACCGCCGUCUGCUCACCAUGUCCGACAAGAACUCACUGGUCUACUUUAAUGCCUUCGCCAACGUACGCUGGGCUCACACAUUUGAUUCGAUCUGAUCCUUGUAUUAUUCCAGGAAACGCAACGAGUCGCCAAUAUACUUCCUCUCAAUCUGCCGCAUGCGUUGACCCGCGACGUCGAGUUGAACGGAUACAAGUUGAGGAAAGGAACCGGCAUCAUUCACCAGAUCGCGAAUGUGAUGACUGAUGAAGCUGUGAGAUGAGUGCCGUCCGACCAAACAACAAUCACUUUCAGACGUUUGCAAACAGCGACGAGUUCAAUCCGCAUCGGUUCAUUGAUGAGAACGGAAAACUGAAAAAGAUUGAGGAGUGGUGUCCGUUCUCAAUGGGAAAAAGACAAUGUCUCGGGGAAGGUCUCGCCCGGAUGGAGAUAUUUUUGCUCGCCGCCAACCUAUUCAACUAUUUCGAAGUGAGCCAGACACUUUUACUCGGGUCAUUCGGUCUCUUUCAGUUUCUCCCGGCUUCCGAUGGUUUACCUUCACUCUUCAAGGAUUUCAGUCUAGUCUCGCAUGUCAUUCCGUAUAAAUGUCGAGUCAAAUCAAGGAAUCAUGAAGCAGUAGCAUAG
Messenger RNA from Caenorhabditis sp. 36 PRJEB53466, 1866 nucleotides. NCBI's taxonomy places the organism in Eukaryota, Metazoa, Nematoda, Chromadorea, Rhabditida, Rhabditidae. The record is from the annotation of a GenBank genome assembly.